Lodderomyces pseudojiufengensis is the source of this 1233-nucleotide messenger RNA. It is a transcript of the gene HOS1, whose product is annotated as histone deacetylase. The transcript has a single exon. The coding region runs from base 1 to 1233 and encodes 410 amino acids. NCBI's taxonomy places the organism in Eukaryota, Fungi, Ascomycota, Pichiomycetes, Serinales, Debaryomycetaceae. The record is from RefSeq and is a predicted model, not a curated record.
AUGAAACAUAUCUUUAUCACCAAUUCAAAUUUACUCACAAGAAUUACAGAUGAACUUCCUUCAAAUGAAACUAGGCAAUCUUUAGUUCAGGGGUUGAUUCAAGCGUAUGGUUUGUUAGAAUAUUGUGAAGUUAUUGACGUUGAACCAAUUGAGUACAAGGAGUUAACUUUAUAUCAUGAUUCAAAUUUCAUAAGACAAUUAUGUAUUCCAAGAAUUGAAACUGAUCAAAAGUCUUCUGAAUUUGAUAAUCUCAAAAAUGAAUUGAAUAAGUUGUUUGAUGACGUUGAAGAUAUAGAAUACGAGGAAACCAGAGUUGAUAAUGAUGAUUUAUUCGGUUUAUCUCAUGAUUGUUAUCCAUUUCCAUUCAUGCGUUAUUAUAUCAAUUUAACAGCUGCUUCAACAAUUCAAUUGUUUACAAAAGUACGUGAAUAUGUUAAAUGUCAACAAGAUCAGCAAGUUAAAAAACGAGUAAUUGGUCUCAAUUGGUAUGGGGGUCGCCACCAUUGUCACAAAUCAAAAGCAUCAGGUUUUUGUUAUAUUAAUGAUAUUGUAUUGGGCAUUUCAAUUAUUAGAAGGUUAACAUCGAAGUCUCGAGUCUUCUAUUUAGAUCUUGAUCUUCACAAUGGUGAUGGAGUUGCAGAAGCUUUUAAAUUCUCAUCAAAAGUUAUAACUUGUUCUAUACAUAGAUAUGAUGUUGGAUUUUAUCCUAAUAGUGGUGGAUUAGAGGAAUCACGUUUUGGAAUGUAUAAUAUACCUACAGACAGAGGGCUUACAGAUGAGAAUGUGAUGUGGAUUUUGCAAAAUAUAGUCAUCAAUUUGAUUAAUAAACAUGAGCCAAACUACUUAGUCAUUCAAACCGGAUGUGAUGGUUUAAGCACUGAUCCUCAUAAGGAGUGGAACUUAACUAUGAGUGGUUUUGAUAGUGCCCUACAGUAUUUGAUUUCGAAUAUCAGCAUUGAUAUUCCUAUUAUGAUAUUAGGUGGAGGCGGUUAUAACGACACAGAGACAGCCAAAUGUUGGACAUAUCUUACCAAAUCUUUAAUAGGCUCACCCAUCCCAAAACGUUUGGUGGAUGAAGCGAAUGAGAUUCCAGAGCAUACAAUGAUAGAUCACUACGAGAAAGAUGGUUAUAGGUUUUGGACUGAUCUAAAUUCCAGUCCUAGUAAGAUGCAGAAUCAAAACGAUCUAAUUAAGUUGCAACAAAUAAAGGAUUAUAUAUUGUCUAUUACUUGA